Balaenoptera musculus (blue whale) is the source of this 8085-nucleotide messenger RNA. It is a transcript of the gene PRAG1, whose product is annotated as PEAK1 related, kinase-activating pseudokinase 1. NCBI's taxonomy places the organism in Eukaryota, Metazoa, Chordata, Mammalia, Artiodactyla, Balaenopteridae. The record is from RefSeq and is a predicted model, not a curated record. Bases 240 to 4667 code for a protein of 1475 amino acids. Gene Ontology annotation, biological process: protein phosphorylation. Gene Ontology annotation, molecular function: protein kinase activity; ATP binding. The transcript has 8 exons.
CACCCGGCCGCCGGGCCCAGGCAGACGACACCGCCCGCGGCCGGGCACGCACCGCGCGCACACACUCUCCAAACAAUGCUCCGAGGCGCCCGGCGGGGCGGCUGGCGGCUCGGAGACCAGCGGCGAGGCCGGGGGAGCGCGGCCCCGAGGAAGCCGCCCUGUGAGCCCCAUCCGCCUCCCCUGAGACCACGCCAGGGAGCCAGGCGCAAGAUGAACCAGCACCCCGCCCGCUGCUCAAGAUGCACCAGACCAUCCCAGUGAACCUCGAGCGCCCGAAAAUGUCUGCGUGCAGCGACUUUGUGGAGCACAUCUGGAAGCCCGGGUCCUGCAAAAACUGCUUCUGCCUGCGCACCGACCACCAGCUGGCACCUGGCCGCCCCCAGCCCCGAGCCGGCAGCCUGCCCCCUCCGCCUCGCCUGCCCCCCAGGCCCGAGAGCGGCCGCCCGGAAGAUGAAGGCCUGAGCAGCUCACCCUACUCCAAGCCCACCAUUGCCGUGAAGCCCACCAUGAUGAGCUCCGAAGCCUCCGAUGGGUGGACAGAGGCUGGCGUGAGUGCCGACGUCGCGCAGGUCAUCUGGAGACGAGCCCCCGGCAAGCUCCCCCUCCCGAAGCAGGAAGAUGUGCCAGUAGUUUACCUGGGCAGCUUCCGAGGCGUCCAGAAGCCUGCUGGGCCCUUGGCCCCGGCAGACGGGGGGCACCCUCGCUGCCCCCCUGCCUACGCCAUGGUCGGCCUGCACAGCCUAGAGCCCCGGGGGGAACGGAGUGUCGCCUUCCACCCAGUGAGCUUCCCCGAUGAGAAGCUUGGACGGGAAGAUAAACCCACGAUUCCCUACCAAGAGCUGACCUCCCCUCAGGAGAGCUUCCGCCAGAAACUGGCUGCCUUUGCUGAGAUGACAUCUGGCUGCCACAAGGGCCCCAGGCCCUACCCCUCUGCACUGCCCCUGCGGGAAUCCCUGCCCUCGGAGGAUGACAGCGAUCAAAGGUGCUCGCCCUCGGGGGACAGCGAAGGGGGAGAAUACUGCUCCAUCCUGGACUGCUGCCCUGGGGGCCCAGGUGGUCAGGACGCCUCACAGGCCGCGGACCCCGGGCGCAGACAGGGCUGCGGGGACUGCUCGCCGGCCUGCUGGGAGCAGGGGGUGUGCGCGAAGCCAACCGAGGAGGAGAGGCGGGCCUUGAGCGUCCCCAGGGAGUGCCGCAGCCAGGGCCCGACAGAGAACCCACCCCGCCUGGGCCCCAAGAAGCAGUCCCUCACCUCAGAGGCCGCCAGCUCCUCGGAUGGCCUCUCCUGCGGGAGUGCUAGUAGCCGCGCCAGCAGCCCCUUGGUCCCCCAGCACGAGAGCGAUUACUGCUCCCUCAUGAAGGCACCUGGGCCGGGGAAGCCUCAGGACUCUGGCUGCCACGGGGUGGCCUCCAGCAGGUGCCUGGGGCUGACUGGGGAGCCCCAUGCCCCAGCCCACCCCGGGGAGACUGCACAGCCUGAACCCAUCUAUGCUGAGAGCACCAAGAGGAAGAAGGCUGUUCCAGUGCCUUCCAGGCCACAGGCCAAGGCAGAACAGGCGGCAGCUGCCCAGGGCCAGGGCCAGGUGAGGAUGGCUAACACCUGGGCUCAGAAAACAGCGUCUGGCUGGGGCCAGGACAGGGAAGGCCCAGAGGUGGCCCCCCAGGUGGCGGCCACCAUCACAGUCAUGGCGGCCCACCCAGAAGAAGACCACCGGACAAUCUACCUGAGCAGCCCCGACUCCUCGGUGGGGGUGCAGUGGCCUCGCGGGCCCCUGAGCCAGGCCCCUGAGGCAGGCGAAGGGGAGCCUUCGGCCGGGCAGGGGCUCAGCUCUAGGGAGAGCCGCCAUCACGGUGCCAGUGAGAGCACGCCCAAGGGGAGGCCUGCCAUCCCUCCCAAGCUGUCCAAGAGUAGCCCCGGAGGGUCCCCGGUGUCCCCAUCGGCCUCCCCCAAGUCCAGCCUCAGCGAAGGCAACUCGGGUGUCACUGGGCCCCAGCCUCCAUCCAGGGGCCCCGCUGACCCUGCUUCCUCCUGCCGGGCCAACGGCGUCCCUGCCAGCGACUCUGCCAGGGGCCCUCCGCCGGCCACUGCCGCGUCAGCCUUGGACCAGAGGCGGCCCCGGUACCAGACCGGCGCCUGGAGCCGCCAGUGCCGGAUAGAGGAAGAGGAGGAGGUGGAGCAGGACUUGCUGAGUCAAAGCUGGGGGAGGGAGGCGGACAAUGGCCCCGCGGACCCAUGCAGCUCCUCCACCUGGCACCGCCUCCGCCCCACAGAUGGCUCCUCUGGGCAGAAGAGCAAAGCCGGGACCGGGAUGAGCAAAUCGGCCUCGUUUGCCUUUGAGUUCCCCAAGGACAAAAGUGGGAUCGAGGCAUUCUCGCCUCCCCCGCCACCUCCAAAGUCACGGCACCUGUUAAAAAUGAACAAGAGCAGCUCUGAUUUGGAGAAGGUGAGCCAGGGCUCUGCUGAGAGCCUCAGCCCAUCCUUCAGGGGCGUCCACGUCAGCUUCACCACGGGCUCCACGGACAGCCUGGCCUCCGACUCCAGGACCUGCAGCGACGGAGUUAUACACAGCGCAUCCGCAUGGCAGCAAGGUGGGAGGAGGCUGAAGUCGGAAGCAUAUCGAAAGACUCCUGAUUCCUUGGGUAAUGAGACAUCUGUGUAUAGAUUCCUGCUAUCCUUAAAGAUUGAAAAGUUUUCCAGCGGCAGCUUGUGGGAACUAGAGAUAGAGGAACAGUGGAAGCAAGAUAACCAUCUGCCUAGAGGUCCAUCAUCUGAGCCGACUCACUCGCCCACCAGCAGUGGGAAGGAGCUCUUCAGCCCUGUCCCCUUCCCUUCGGGCUCCACUGAGGAUGUGUCCCCCGGUGGCGCCCUGCAGCCCCCGCCUCUCCCCCAGAAGAAGCUAGUGAGCCGGGCGGCCUCUUCCCCGGAUGGCCUCUUCUGGACCCAAGGCUCCCCCAAGCCAAGAACAGCAGCUCCCAAGCUGAACCUCAGCCACUCGGAAACCAACGUCUGUGUCCAUGACGAGUCCCACUUCAGCUACUCCUCAGGCCCCGGCAGCCGCCACCAGCACAUCUUCUCUGCUUCCGAGCCUCUGGAGAAAACGUUCAAAGACAGUGGCCCCUGGGGCCCAGCGCCAGGGCUGGCGGGCAGCCAGAGCCUGCAGGGCAAAGGGGUGUCCUCGGCCUCGGCCUCCCAGCUCAGCGUGUCCAGCCAGGCCUCGGCGGGCAGCGCCCAGCUGCAGCUCCACAGCCUCCUGAGCAGCAUCAGCAGCAAGGAGGGCACCUACACCAAGCUGGGAGGGCUCUACGCCCAGUCCCUGGUCCGCCUCGUGGCCAGGUGCGAGGACCUCUUCAUGGGCAGCCAGAAAAAGGGGCUGCACUUCAGCGAGAAUAACUGGUCCCUGUUCAAGCUGGCCUGUAACAAGCCCUGCUGCGACUCAGGGGAUGCCAUUUAUUACUGUGCCACCUGCUCCGAGGACCCCGGCAGCACCUACGCUGUGAAAAUCUGCAAAACCCCUGAGCCCAAAGCAGCCUCAUACUGCAGCCCUUCCGUGCCCGUGCACUUCAACAUCCAGCAGGACUGCGGCCACUUUGUCGCCUCGGUGCCCUCCAGCAUGCUCACCUCUCCCGAUGCGCCCAAGGACCCCCUGUCUGCCCUGCCUUCACAUCCCCCCGCCCAGGAGCAGGACUGCGUGGUGGUCAUCACCCGAGAGGUACCCCACCAGACCGCCUCGGACUUCGUGCAAGACUCAGCCGCCAGCCACCAGUCUGAGCCCGAGGUUUACGAGCGGCGCGUGUGCUUCCUGCUUCUGCAGCUCUGCAACGGGCUGGAGCACCUGAAGGAGCACGGGAUCAUCCACCGGGACCUGUGCCUGGAGAACCUGCUGCUGGUGCACUGCGCCCCGCAGGCCUCCCCGGACCCCUCCUCCGCCACCUCCUGGGCCCCUCCCACCACCAUACCCCCUGCCCCUGCCGCUACCCCCUCCUCUUGCCCCUCUGCCGCCCUCCCAGCCGGCGUCACCCCGACCCCUCCGGCUGGCCCCGCCUGUCAGGGAGGGCCCGGCGAGAAGCACUUGCCCCGACUCAUCAUCAGCAACUUCCUGAAGGCCAAGCAGAAGCCGGGCGGUACCACCAACCUGCAGCAGAAAAAGAGCCAGGCCCGCCUGGCCCCAGAGAUCGUGUCUGCCUCCCAGUACCGCAAGUUCGACGAGUUCCAGACGGGCAUCCUCAUUUACGAGCUGCUCCACCAGCCCAACCCGUUCGAGGUGCGGGCCCAGCUGCGGGAGCAGGACUACCGGCAGGAGGACCUGCCCCCGCUGCCCGCGCUGUCCCUCUACUCGCCGGGCCUGCAGCGGCUCGCGCACCUGCUGCUGCAGGCCGACCCCAUCAAGCGCAUCCGCAUCGGCGAGGCCAAGCGCGUGCUGCAGUGCCUCCUGUGGGGACCCCGGCGCGAGCUGGUGGAGCAGCCGGGCCCCUCGGAGGAGGUGCUGUGCGCCACGCUCAGCAACUGGAUCGACAUGAAGCGGGCCCUGAUGAUGAUGAAGUUCGCCGAGAAGGCGGUGGACCGCCGGCGCGGGGUGGAGCUGGAGGACUGGCUCUGCUGCCAGUAUCUGGCGUCGGCGGAGCCCGGAGCUCUCUUACAAUCGCUGAAGCUCCUGCAGCUUCUGUGAGGCGGCCCCCGGCCCCCGCGCUGCCCGCAGCCCCGCCCUGCCUUGCCUUGGAAACAUCUGUGUCUCCUGGGAAAUGGUACAAAUGACUGUUGUACUUGGAUGUAAUAUAUAUAUCAUGUGUUAUAUAUAUACGUAAGAUAUAAAUACAAAAGACUGAGGAUGUCACUGCCCACCCUGGUCUGGCCUCCUCUCCUUCCCUAGUCUUGAAGUUUUCCCCUGCAAUUAUGUACAUUUCUAGCUUAUUGCAAGGUCCUGAGGACAGUGUGGCCAGCAGAGUGAAGCCUGGACUCUGGUCUCACUACCCCAUUAUGGGAUCUCUUUACCCUCUUGUCAAGUGGCUAUUUAAAAAAAAAAAAAAAAACCUCCAUUUUUAAUUAAAAUUUUCGGUUGACUCAUGAGUAAACCUCUUUUAUCCUCAAGUGCCCAAGUGCGUUAAUACCUUUGGUGGGUAAAAUUGUUUUUAAGCCCCUGAAGCAGUGGCUUCAAGACCACUUGAACUGUCCUCUAUCUUACCCUUCUCGUAAGAUAGAGCAACAGGCCGCGAGGGCCCCAGGCAUGCGGAGACCAGUUAAUCUUCCCUGCUCUCUCCCCACCUAACAAGUCUCUUAGGAAGAAUCCAGGCACAGCUCUGGUGUGAUCCCAGAAUUUCAGAAUUGAAUCCCACUGCUUGAAGCCCAUUUCCAGUUUGCUAAAGCUGGUUGUCAUUUGUAUCAGAAGCCUGGCUCAAAGCAGAAGCCACCCCAGAUGGUUCAAAUGACAAGACCUUAACAGGGGACCGCCUAGAGAGUUGUGGGCAGGGUUAAGAGAAAAACAAAGGAUGAUGAGGCAAAAGCAAGGGCAGGAAUGGGGAGGAUUCACUCAACCUGUUUCCCACCUGUCAUCCCUAGGCCAAGACCAGUGAGAUGCCAGACAGCAAGGGGGCCUGGGUGAUACCGUCUGCAGGACUGGCCUCCCUGGGCAGGGUCGAGAAGAAUGGAUGGAGGGCUAGGUGGAAAACAGCCCACUGUUACUGCUGUCCUAGAUAAGGACAGGGCAAGAAUAGAACUCCGGUGUUCCCACUUUCAGACCGCUAGGCCCCCUGCUGUUCUAAGCUCCUUUGGGUUUCCAUUUUCAAAAACUCAUUCAAAAUACUUUAAAAAUACUCAAAGAAAAUUAGGAAGCAGCAGAUCUUUCCUCCUCAAAACUAGACUCACAAGAAGUCACUAAAUACUCAUUUGAAGGGAAACAGCCCAAGACCCUUGUAUUUCUACCUAAAGAGUAAUCUUCCAACAUGUGAACUAAUUUCUCAAACCUUGUUAAUAGCUAUGGACAAUUUUAAAACAAAUGCAAAGAUCUUAAUGAAUGUCCUAGAAAUCUAGGAAUGUGGCUAGCAACCAGGAUGGGGAAAUCUCCCAGGUCACCUUCUGCAUAUUAACUUCACUCCUUUUACAAGCCUUCCAGCCUGGGACUCCAGGUAAACACACCUACACUUCCAAGCAUCUGAGGUGAAACCUGGGGCUUCAGGGCACAUUUGUCAUUCAACUGUUGCUUGAGCAUUGAGGGAAGAAGUGGCUAAAACCAACUUCCAACUAUGUUUGUACAAGAGAAAGAGUUUUGAACAUGGAAAUCAUAAUUCUCCAUAGGACCUGUCUGUUUCAGGGGGUAUUAUUUUGUCAGUUGUUUCUUCCUGGGAAUUUUCCUGGCAAACCCUCUGAAUUCGAUUUGCUGUCUUUUGCUUUCUUGUUCUUUCUCACUUCAAAUAAAUAAACAAUGGAGAGGGAGGAAACAAAUAUUCUGCCAGGGGAAUGCAGUGCUAUUUGGAAAUAAACGUCUCAAGAGGCACAUUUUAAACCUCUGAAUUAAUUGCACCUUUUUUAUAUGCCACCCACUUCAGGAAAAAAAAAAAAAAACAACUGAGAUGGUAGAAAAGGUUUUAGGAACCAAAAUGAACCCAAAAAUAAAGGUGGAAAGAAAAGGAACUAUAGCAAUAAAUUCUAAUUGAGAAGAAUGAUAGCGAUCAAACAUAAAACUUACUUCUGAGCUGUCCACCAACCUAGAAAAGUAGAAAACAACCGGUUGCAGAAUUCGUGUAAUUUUAGGAAACUGUUCAUUGGGAGGAACAAACAUUUUCCUGGUGCUUGGUUUUGAAGGGACUUUGCCAAGGAUUUCCUUGUUUGAAGGCAUCGAAUAAUGUUCCCAAUAGCACAUAUACAAAAUAACAUUUUUCUAGAUAGGGAAAUUUUUUCUAUCCACAGUUGGUGAAAUCCAAGUGUGGAGUGUUCAGGCCUCUUUUCAUCGAGGUAGUUCUGCAGGGCACUGGCCACCCACUCAUCCCCAUGGAUCCACCUCUUCUGUGAACAGUAAGUCACGUGGCUACAAAUAUUAGCUUUGGCAAACAGCUUCAUUCACACAAAAUUCAGGGGCUCGAUAUAACUGGUUUUUUGUUACCCCAAAUACACCUGGGAUGCAUGGCUUUACCUCACAGAAAGUUCAAGCACCGAAUGGAUUAAGUCCAGAAACAAAAGUUUCUUCCACGGACUGAGGUUCAGAAAUAAGCAGGGACCUUUAUAUGAUGACAGUCUCGUAACAUAUGGCUAUUUCAUAGUUCUGUUAUCUGUGAGUUCAUCUCCUUUUUUUCUUGGCUUUAGACCCAACUACUGGUAUUUAAAUCUCCAGGGUUUUUUCCCUCCAACUCUGAGUCAAGUCGUCCCCAUAUCCUUUCCACAUUGUAAUUUGGGUUGUUAACGGCCUUUCCCUUUCUCAUGCCAAGAUGUGGAAUCGUUCUCUUUCCUGUAGGCGUUACGAAGCAGGCAUCUAAAUUAUUAUAUCCUUGCCAGAAGCAAGAUAAGCACUUCAGGGAUGAUUUAUUUAUCAAAACACAUGGCUCAGAUCUAAAAAGACAGGGCUCUGGGGAGCUGUAGUUAUCACUGUGUGACAUGUCCUGGUUUUCAAAGGCUUGGGGCUGGAAAAAGCUCUUUUGUGAUGCACACAUGUACACAAAACAGUUAUGAAGAUUUUGAAGAGGGAAGACACACGUUACUUUAAUGACUUCUCUGAAAUGUGUUCUUUAAAUAUACAGCCAAUAAAGGAAGCAGCCCUUUCCCACUCUGAUGAAUGUCUAUAAAUCUUUGAAGAUCUAAGGAUAAGCUCAUUAAAUCUCAUUAAAAUAGUAGAUUUAUAACAUAAAAUCUGCUUGGCAUAUUUAAUAGAGGGUGAGGUAAAUGGAAUUGAUUUAUUAGAAACCAAAAUUUAAACCAACUGCUGUCAUUGCUAAAAAUAAAAGACAAGAAUAAAACAUCUGGGGUAAGGUCUAUGGGACAAAAGUCUUGACAAAUUACUCUUUCCUUCUCUUUUCCAAUGCUAAUUAUGUGGUUAAUGACAGUCAAGGAAACCUACUCCAGGCAAGAGAUGUCUUCGGAGGACCUGUGCCCUGGAAAGG